UUUUGAUGUAGUGUGUAGGUCAGCAUGGUCUUUCGUCGGCUUCCACCAUGGCAUAUUGUGGCCAGGGCCAACAAGUGCAGAAGGUGAUGGUGCAGCCCAUCACCCUUAUGUUCAGAUACUUGCAGAAUAGAUCUCGGGUUCAUGUGUGGCUUUACGAGCAAGCGAAUAUGUGGAUAGAGGGCUGUAUCAUUGGUAUUGAUGAAUACAUGAACCUUGUAUUAGAUGAUGCAGAAGAGAUUCAUUUUAAAACAAAGUCAAGAAAACAACCAGGUCAGAUCAUGAUAAAAGGUGAUAAUAUUACUCUCGUCCAAAGUGUCUUUAAUUAG
This is a messenger RNA of Artibeus jamaicensis (Jamaican fruit-eating bat), 326 nucleotides long. RefSeq names its product small nuclear ribonucleoprotein E-like. The coding region runs from base 48 to 326 and encodes 92 amino acids. Gene Ontology annotation, biological process: mRNA splicing, via spliceosome; spliceosomal snRNP assembly. Gene Ontology annotation, molecular function: RNA binding. NCBI's taxonomy places the organism in Eukaryota, Metazoa, Chordata, Mammalia, Chiroptera, Phyllostomidae. Gene Ontology annotation, cellular component: U4/U6 x U5 tri-snRNP complex; U5 snRNP; U2 snRNP. The record is from RefSeq and is a predicted model, not a curated record. The transcript has a single exon.